Messenger RNA from Wallemia mellicola CBS 633.66, 1656 nucleotides. RefSeq names its product Pkinase-domain-containing protein. Gene Ontology annotation, molecular function: ATP binding; RNA polymerase II CTD heptapeptide repeat kinase activity; cyclin-dependent protein serine/threonine kinase activity. Bases 299 to 1633 code for a protein of 444 amino acids. The record is from RefSeq and is a predicted model, not a curated record. Gene Ontology annotation, cellular component: cyclin/CDK positive transcription elongation factor complex; nucleus. Lineage: Eukaryota; Fungi; Basidiomycota; Wallemiomycetes; Wallemiales; Wallemiaceae. Gene Ontology annotation, biological process: positive regulation of transcription elongation by RNA polymerase II; protein phosphorylation; transcription elongation by RNA polymerase II. The transcript has 3 exons.
CAACAAUGGUAAUAGAGGCAACAAAAAUUACCAAUACAACAAUAGGCCCUACAAUAACAACAAUAAUAACCGCAAUAACAAUAACUUUAAUAAUAACAACUUUAACCGUAACAGAGGUGGCUUUAACCAGAGUCACAACAGGAAUUUCCAGGAUAGACGAGGUUAUGGAAGGGACUUUGAUAGAUAUGAUAGGCCAGGUGGAGACAGGGAGAGGGAUAACCUCCAAGACCACAAAUUUAGGGAGUACAGAGCAGGUUUUCGUGACGAUAAUAGCUAUAAUCGAUCAUAUAAUCAUAGUAUGAGUCCUAGAUCAGUUGAAGAGCUCGAUAGUAGGCCUCCUGAACCUUCUACUAGCAAACGACCUUUGCCUGAUCAAGGUUCGCUCUUCUCUUCUAAUCGCAAUCAAGGCAAUCAGCGACAAAACAAACCUCUUUUCCCACAGUCUGAUAUCCCACAACGUUCGCCUAGACUCCACAACACGCCACCAAGAAGUCUAGCAUCAGAGCAGAUGGACGAAGAUAUCCCUAUCAAGCCAGGCUGGCAUGAUUUACCACCAUUUGACUUAAUCAAGGAAGAUGAAAGGUUAUUUGAAACACCCGACACCGUUACGGAAUUCUACGAUCGCAUUGGUCAAGUUGGUGAAGGUACAUAUGGUAAAGUCUACAAAGCGAAGAACAGAGUAUCAAAAUUACACGUUGCCCUCAAGAGAAUUAGAAUGGAGCAAGAGAAAGAUGGAUUCCCCGUCACUGCUCUCAGAGAAAUCAAGUUAUUACAGCAGUCUCAUCAUGAGAACAUUGUUAGAUUGCAUGAAAUGUUGGUCUCAAAAGGGUCGGUCUACAUGGUUUUCGAGUAUAUGGAAAAUGAUCUGACUGGUUUACUUCAACAUGGACCAGACCUCUUCCAAGCAAAUCACAAGAAGUCACUUUGUCAGCAGAUGUUAGCCGGUCUGUCGUAUCUCCAUCAUCGCGGGAUAUUACAUAGAGAUAUGAAAGGUUCAAACAUUCUGAUAUCCAAUCAAGGUGUCCUCAAAUUAGCUGACUUUGGAUUAGCACGCUUUUAUCAUAAGCAUCGCACAGCAGACUACACGAAUAGAGUCAUAGCGAUAUGGUAUAGACCGCCUGAACUACUGCUAGGCGCUACCAGCUAUGGUCCUGAAGUUGAUAUGUGGAGUGCGGGUUGUAUUAUGCUCGAGAUAUACACCACAAAGCCAGUGUUUCAAGGUGAUAAUGAGGUACACCAAUUAGAAAUCAUCUUCAAGAUGUUAGGUAUACCUUCACAUGAAGAUUGGCCGGGCCUGUCAAAUCUCCCGUGGUACGAACUUGUCAGACCUUCUGGUAAACCAUCUGCGGAACGGUUCAAAGAGACCUUUAGUAAAUGGUUGACACCAGCUGGUUUAGAACUUGCACAGGCUUUGUUAACAUUUAACCCGGAGAAGCGUAUCUCAGCGCAGGAUGCCCUUGAACUGCCAUUUUUCUCAUCGGAGGAACCAAGUCCAGCACUUCCUGAUCAUCUCGGUGAACUACAAGGUGAAUGGCACGAGUAUGAAGCCAAGAGGGAGAAAGCUCAAGCUAGGAAGAAGCAAAAGGAGGAGAAUGAAAGCAAGGAAGUUAAUUACAAUAAUAAUAGUGCAUAGUCUAAUUAAUUUAUUGUACAUUC